This is a messenger RNA of Castor canadensis (American beaver), 3397 nucleotides long. It is a transcript of the gene Sppl3, whose product is annotated as signal peptide peptidase like 3. Gene Ontology annotation, cellular component: cytoplasmic side of endoplasmic reticulum membrane; lumenal side of endoplasmic reticulum membrane; Golgi-associated vesicle membrane. Gene Ontology annotation, biological process: membrane protein proteolysis. The record is from RefSeq and is a predicted model, not a curated record. Gene Ontology annotation, molecular function: aspartic endopeptidase activity, intramembrane cleaving. Lineage: Eukaryota; Metazoa; Chordata; Mammalia; Rodentia; Castoridae.
CGGGUGUGAUCGGAGCGGCCUCGCCUCACCGCCUAGCGCCCCCCUCAGCCGCCGCUGCCGCCGCCGCCUCCGCCCGCCGGCCAUGUCCCCCGGCCGCCGCCGCCGCCGCCCGAGCGCGGCGCUCCCGUGGCCCGGCGCGCAGUGAGCGCGGGCCCGUCUUGCAGUUCGCCCGCCCCGGGGCCCCCUUGUUCUCCGCGCCGCCGCCGCCGCCGCCAUGUUGGGUUUAGAGCCGCAGCGGAGCCGCCGCCGCCGCCGCGGGUGAGGGAGGCCGAAAGCGGAGCCCGCCCCGCCCCGGGGCCCAGGGAGCGGGGCCGCCUCGGAGCCCGGCUUUUCCCCGCCAGCCGCCUUCCCGGCCGGCCCGGCUGUCCUCUAGCCGUACCAGCCGGCCAGCGAGCGAGUGAGCGAGCGCCGGGCCCCGGCCGCGCCUUCCGCUCCCGCUCCCGCUCCCGCUCCGAGCGAGCCGGGCCCCGGCCACAGCCUGCGGCGGAGCCCCGGACAGUCAGCGCCAUGGCGGAGCAGACCUACUCCUGGGCCUAUUCCCUGGUGGAUUCCAGUCAAGUGUCUACAUUUCUGAUAUCCAUUCUUCUUAUAGUCUAUGGUAGUUUCAGGUCCCUUAAUAUGGACUUUGAAAAUCAAGAUAAGGAGAAAGACAGUAACAGUUCUUCGGGGUCCUUCAAUGGCAACAGCACCAAUAAUAGUAUCCAAACAAUUGACUCUACCCAGGCUCUGUUCCUUCCAAUUGGAGCAUCCGUCUCUCUUCUAGUAAUGUUCUUCUUCUUUGACUCAGUUCAAGUAGUUUUUACAAUAUGUACAGCUGUUCUUGCAACAAUAGCUUUUGCUUUUCUUCUUCUCCCGAUGUGCCAGUAUUUAACAAGACCCUGUUCACCUCAAAACAAGAUUUCCUUUGGCUGCUGCGGUCGUUUCACUGCUGCUGAGUUACUGUCAUUCUCUCUAUCUGUCAUGCUCGUCCUCAUCUGGGUUCUCACUGGCCAUUGGCUUCUCAUGGAUGCUCUGGCCAUGGGUCUCUGUGUUGCCAUGAUCGCCUUUGUCCGCCUGCCAAGCCUCAAGGUUUCCUGCCUGCUUCUCUCAGGGCUUCUCAUCUAUGAUGUCUUUUGGGUAUUUUUCUCAGCAUACAUCUUUAACAGCAACGUCAUGGUGAAGGUAGCCACACAGCCGGCUGACAAUCCCCUUGAUGUUCUAUCCCGGAAGCUCCACUUGGGACCCAAUGUUGGGCGUGAUGUUCCUCGCCUAUCUCUACCUGGAAAACUGGUCUUCCCAAGCUCCACAGGCAGUCACUUCUCUAUGUUGGGCAUUGGGGAUAUUGUGAUGCCUGGUCUCCUGUUGUGCUUUGUCCUUCGCUAUGACAACUACAAAAAACAAGCCAGCAGCGACUCCUGUGGUGCCUCUGGCCCUGCCAACAUCUCUGGGCGCAUGCAGAAGGUCUCCUACUUUCAUUGCACCCUCAUCGGAUACUUUGUAGGUCUGCUCACUGCUACUGUGGCAUCUCGCAUCCACCGAGCUGCCCAGCCUGCCCUUCUCUACUUGGUGCCAUUUACCUUAUUGCCACUCCUCACCAUGGCCUAUUUAAAGGGUGACUUACGGCGGAUGUGGUCUGAACCAUUCCACUCCAAGUCCAGCAGCUCCCGAUUCCUGGAAGUAUGAUGGAUCACAUCAAAAGUGACCAGAAUGGCCUCGUCAUCCUUUUCUCUCACCACGUGGUUUUGUUUCCUCUUAAAGCUGGCCUGGUCCUCAGAGGUGUACCUGUUUAAGGAACUGCCGUGUGCCUGGAGUUUGCAUCUAAAGAGAGUGUGUUUUCAGGAAAGGGUGCUGGAGCCCUACCUGCGUCCUGUGGUUGGAGAGGUGGAGCCCCUCCCAGAAGUAACAGGCUCCUUUCCGGUGCUCCUUCCUUCAUUUUUAUGGAUCUGCACCAGACUGUUACCUUUUGGGGAGAUGGAGAUCUGACUAUUUAAAAACUGCAAACGGCGAGGAGUCGUUCUAGAACUUUCGAACACUAAAAGGGUGAAAAAUUUAGCAAACGAAGUUUCUUCAGUGAACCCUCCAAAACUUUGGGACCAGUUUCCUAUGGGGGACUCAGUUUCAGAGAACUAAGACAGAAGCUCUUCUGUCGUUAUAUUCUUUCCUUUUUUUUGGAUUUAUUAAAUAUUUUCUGUGGUGUGAAGUGACUUAUUAAAUCCACAGACAUUGAGUGACUUCUUACAACAUACACAUAAAAUUGUUGUAAUGAGUUCAUGUCCACCCAGAUGUCGUGUUGGCAGUGAACAAGGGCACGGUUUUUAUACAUACGUACAUAUAUAUAUAUAUAUAUAUAUAUAUAUAUACACACACACACAUGCGCACAUAGCUAUAUAUGAAUAAACAGAUUAAAACCUGCUAAGAUCAUGCUGUGUAGCAGACAGGGGCUUGCUGUAAUUUUGAGCAUGUAGAGCAGUUUACUGUGGCUUCCGUGUAUAAGCUGCCCUCUCUCCCCUUCACACAUGACCCUGCACUUACAAACCGGUGUAGCAUUUGGAUGAUAGACUUGGGCUGUGGGGACUCUUACUUGGUUUGAUCAGCAAAUUAGGGAUGAAAAGUUAAACUUUUGGCCCUUUUCUUUUUACAGGCUUCUCCCUCGCAGGGUUUUAGUAGUUUCUUCUUGACCCAAUGCAUGUAUUAUAGCAGCCAGGUGUCUUUGUGCUUUCUGAUCACAGUAAUGUACUACCUGUAAAUACAUUUUUCUAUUUUAUAUUUUUUUGUAUUUUUUUGGCAUUUUGUUUCAUUGGUGUGCUGUAUUUUCCAUGCCCUCACUCCUUUAAGAAAAAAAAAAAAAAAGGAAAAAAGCAACACAAUCCUGUCCUUGCUGUUGUGAUUGUAAUCUUGGUUUUUACCUAUGGUGAUGGCUGGGUAUUAGGGACAUACGGCAAAUGCCCCUCUGAGUCUGGCACCAAAUUCCAGGACCUAGGGAAAAAACAGGCUGCUCUAUCCCCUUAGAAUCUGACUGUGUGCUUUGGUCUUUGCUGGAGAGCCCAGGGUCCCAGCAGUGAUUGUGUGAUGUCUGCUUGCCUUUAAGCAGCCCCUGGCCUAGAAAGAAAUUGCCCAUGUUUAGAGGCAGGGAGAAGCCUGGAAUUGUCCUAAAAUACCUGGCAGCAGAGGCAGGUGUAUCCUGGUUCCUCCUGCAGGGCCACUGCAGUGGUGACCUGCCUCUGUCCUGCCCCACGUAAUUGGUGUGCUGUCAUCUCCAGGAUUGGUGUUCACUGUGGGUGGAGCUCACCAGGUGAUGCACAGCUUGUCAAGGGAGCAGGUUGGGGCAAAAUCAGGAUGUUGGAUUCCUCUGUUGUUGUGUUCAAAUCCUGCUGAGGGGGUUAGGGUUUGGUUUUUGUUUCUAAUAAAUGACUCCUUU